AUGGGACGCACUCCGCCGCACGACCAAGGUAUUUCCGCCAUGUGGUGGUCUGCACGGAACCCGCCUGUUGACCCUAAGACCUCCUUCGCAGGCAAGACUGUCCUCAUAACCGGUGCAAACGUCGGACUCGGACUCGAAGCCGCGACCAAAUUGGCCCGUCUAGGUGCCUCCCGUUUGAUCCUGGGCGUCCGCUCCCACGAGCGCGGUGAAGAUGCCAAAGACCACAUAUGCCAACAAUCAGCCUGCAACGCCGCCAAUGUGCAGAUCUACCAAGUCGAUAUGAGCUCCUUCGAGUCCGUCAAGUCGUUUGCCACGGCCAUAACCGAGGAGGAGCCAAGCCUGGAUAUCGCUGUCCUUAACGCCGGGAUGGCAGCGUCUUCCUACCAGCUCAGCCCAGACGGAUAUGAAAUGUCCCUACAAGUCAACGUGCUGUCCACCGCACUGCUCGCCGUCCUUCUCCUCCCCAAACUCCACCAAUCAGCCCAGCUGAGCGGAUCUCCAUCUCAUCUCGAGUUCGUCGGGAGCGUGGGCCACCGCAUGGUCAAACCCACGGCCCUGGACGCUGUGGCCGACAACAAGAGUGCAAGACUCCUCGACUCCGUCAACGACAAGAAAAAUUUCGCCAUCCAGGAAACAUACUGCAUGUCCAAGCUCUUGCUCAUGUACGUCAUGGAAGGCCUCGUGGCAGCCACGCGUCGCAACAAUGUUGUCGACGUGGUGAUCACGACGUGCUGUCCCAAUCUCUGCCGCACGUACCUCGGACGCGACUUCAACCCCUUGAUGAAUCUGGCGAACGCUAUGUUCCAGCUCGUGUUUGCGAGGACGGCCGAGGAGGGCAGUCGGAUCCUUGUCAGCGGCACAACGUUGGGAAAGGAUGCCCAUGGAAUGUUUUGGAGUCAUGAUAUCUUCGACAUGUGA
Cladophialophora carrionii CBS 160.54 is the source of this 918-nucleotide messenger RNA. RefSeq lists its product as uncharacterized. The coding region runs from base 1 to 918 and encodes 305 amino acids. The record is from RefSeq and is a predicted model, not a curated record. NCBI's taxonomy places the organism in Eukaryota, Fungi, Ascomycota, Eurotiomycetes, Chaetothyriales, Herpotrichiellaceae. The transcript is spliced from 2 exons.